Bipolaris victoriae FI3 is the source of this 645-nucleotide messenger RNA. RefSeq lists its product as hypothetical. Gene Ontology annotation, cellular component: RNA polymerase III complex. The record is from RefSeq and is a predicted model, not a curated record. The transcript has 4 exons. Bases 1 to 645 code for a protein of 214 amino acids. Gene Ontology annotation, biological process: DNA-templated transcription; transcription initiation at RNA polymerase III promoter. Lineage: Eukaryota; Fungi; Ascomycota; Dothideomycetes; Pleosporales; Pleosporaceae.
AUGUUUAUACUCACCACGAUUCAAGACUUGAUCCAAAUCAAGCCGCAGGACUUUGAGAAGCCUAGCGCGCAAGCCAUCAAGGAUGUCAUCAACGAUAAGUAUAGCAACAGGAUCAUUCCCAAUAUUGGUCUCUGUAUCUGUAUGUGGGAUUUACUCUCGGCUUCAGAGGGUCUCAUCGGCCACGGAACUGGACUUGUAAAUGUCAAUGUCGAGUUUCGCAUGACUGUGUUCCGCCCUUUUCGCGGCGAGAUUAUCUAUGGACGCAUAAAGACUUCGAACCAAGAGGGCAUCAUUAUUGAUCUGGAAUUCACUUCAGAGAUCUUUAUACCGUAUCAGAAUCUCCCAGAGAACUCGUCAUUUUCGCAAGCAGAGAAUGUAUGGGUGUGGAACUCGGAGGGAACAGAGCUCUUCUUUGACAAGGGAGAGCCGGUGCUGUUCAGGGUAGAGCACGAAGAGUGGUUUGAUCAGCGGCCGACGAUUAUAGAAAAAGAUGAAAAGGGCGAGAUCAUUGAAGAGAGACCCACGGCCUGGAGAGUGAUUGGUUCCAUGGCUCAACCAGGUCUUGGUCCGACACUGUGGUGGGCCGAAGGCGGAGAAGAAGGCGAAGAGGGAGACGUUGAGAUGGAGGAGGAAGCUGAGGAAUGA